This is a messenger RNA of Diorhabda carinulata, 4136 nucleotides long. RefSeq lists its product as uncharacterized. The transcript has 13 exons. Lineage: Eukaryota; Metazoa; Arthropoda; Insecta; Coleoptera; Chrysomelidae. The record is from RefSeq and is a predicted model, not a curated record. Bases 327 to 3209 code for a protein of 960 amino acids.
AAUUUAUCAAAAAGUAACUAAAAGCAACAGUUGACAGCCAACUUCUUCGGUGAUUGUGUGUGUGUUUAAUGUUUAUGGUGUCUUUCGUCAUAUUUACUUAUCAUUUUUCGAUGUUUUAAAUAAAUUUAUUUAUUAUUUUUCACGUAUUUGUUUUAAAAUAAGUUGUUGUUCGUUUAUUAGCUCUUAUUUUAACGUCCCGAAAAACAUUUUAAACUAUUAAAACUUGUUCAAGUGUCUGAAGGAUACCGAGUGGAAUGAUUUUAUAAAGAUACCACGAUGGAAGUUCGGUUUUACGAAAAAGAUUAAAAAAUCAUCAAGGAGUUACAAUGUCAUCGGCAGCUGUCGGGACACACUCUGGGGCGAGUCCCCUGAGUUUAAUGUCUUGCGUUCGAGAUUCAUCACCUCUCCAAGAUUUCGAUUCCGAUACGGAAAAAAAUGUGACGUCAAAAAGGAAAUUUUGGAACCCGAUAAGAUGGUUUAAAAGGAAACAUAAAACCAGCGAUGAAGUCGUUGUCGUGGAAGUUACGGAAUUGGGCAAGGACGCUCUACGUAGCAGGUCUACCAGCGAGCUUUCCGUCACCGAGGAAGAAAGAAGACGAUCCUCGACGUCUAUGCACCCGGGACUUAGUCUGUCCCAUGAUAGCGUAUUCCAUUCGCCAAAUUCCGGAUCAGAUAUGGAAUUAGACGCAGCGCAAAGAUCGUCGUCGCAAUCGAUAUCUCAACCACCCUUGGAUAUUAGAUUACAGAACGAACUUACUGAAAUUUUGAGAAAAAGGACGAUUCCAGGGGAUACUAGUGAGGACGAUGAAGGUUUACCACACAGUUCAUGUAACUCGCCAACUGCCUCCGAUGGACUUCAUAUUGAAAAGACUGCGAUUAAAGACCCAACAAAAUCACAUAGUACCUGUAGCGAUGGGUCCUUACAUAGUAUGGGUAGUUACGAAGAUGACGAGUUUUCCGAAGCGGCUUCUUCUAGACAUUCUUCGAAAUUAUCGUUAAAUGAUAAGAAACAUUCACAAGAUUCGAACUCGGAAUUCGGGACUAAUUCCACAGCUACACCUCUAAACCAUAGCGCUGCGCACCACCGGGUAUCUGUUAAACCAAAACGAACGCAUGGAGCACCGCGCAGGCGUCGAACACAACAGCUAACAGCAUUACCGGUUACUCCGGAAGUAAACGAGGAUUCGUCUAUUAGAAGUUUAUCACCCGAGAUUCAAAAAAAAGAGUCCCUAAUCGAACUAUAUAGCAUGAGUUCGACAAAAACAUUAACAGAAACCCAAUUAAAAUGUUCUUCUUUACCGCCCGGUUUGACUCCACCAGGUUCUACCGACAACAAACUAAACAGAAGCAAAUCGAACGCGGGUAGCAAAUCCCAAGACAUAUUUUCUCGAUUACCCGAAGACACCAACGAAAAAACCGAAAAAUUAUCCCUAUUGGAAAGGUUUUUCCCCAGAAAAAGCGGAAGGAAAAAGAAAAAAGAACAAAAAGAAGCCGUUACGAUAAUAGAAAGUUUUACCCAAGAAAAAGAAACAAUUUUGGAAGAAAACAAGAAGAAAAUCGAAAAUUCGAGACCGAUACCGGCACCGAGAUCGGGACCGGCUACUAGACAACGUAUGUUUCCCAAAGAAAUAAUCGAUUCCGUUGAAGAAUCGAUUAUUCCAUCGCCUGACGAUUCGAUUCAAAUCGAAUUAGAAAAUAAAUUGACACAAAAAGAGGCGAAUAAAAGCCCGACUAAUUCACCGACUGUGAUAUCAUCUCGAUCAUCGGAAAUGAAAAUGAAAUCGGAAGAAAUUCGAUGUAAAUUGAAAAUGCCCGGAUUAUCUGCGUUGCAACAACGAGUUUUAUCGUUAAACGACGACGAGCCGGAUAAUAAUAAUUUUUUAUCGUUAACGGAUUUACCGACGGAUAAUAAACCAUCGAGACCGGUGUGGAAAUCGCACAGUUUCAAAGCCGUCAAACGUCAAACGAUCGAAUCGAACGAAAUUAAAACUUCCACGGAAACAUUUUUAAACGAAGAAAAAAAAGAAGAAAGUAAAAUGAUUAAGGCCGCUUCGUUGGACGAUAAAUUGCAUUUAUCGGAAUCGGCGAGCGGUGAUGCGGUGACUAUAUCGGGUCCGAGUCACACCGCGGUGGUGAACGUUACUAGUAACGUGGAAGAUUUCAAUACCGUCUCCAAGAAUCUUACCGCAGAAAAUAUCGACGGUUCCACGACGAUUUCCAUUAAAGAACAACAAAUUUCAAUCACCAAGAUCCAAGUAAGAAGAGAAUCGACGCAAAUACCGGAAUUCAUCAAUAAACAGUUAAACAAAGUGGAAAUUAAACCGACGAGCAAUAUAAUAUUAUCCAUGAAAUCUCCAAGAGCGAUGGAAGAAUCAAUUAGACCGAAAACUUUGUUCAAUUUCGAUGAAGUUACAACGAAACCACCGACGCCGAGGAAAUUCAGUAAAGAAAACGUUGAAAUAAUCGAAAAAGAAGAAACUUUACCGAUGAAAUCGAGAACUUCCGAUUCGAGGAAAUCUUCUGAUGUGAUUUUUAAAGAAAAAACGACAUUCAGAAGCAAAUCCGCCAGUUUGGAUUCACUAAACGACACCGACAAAUCAUCCCAAGACAGUUUGGAUAAAAUGGAAAACAAAUUGAAGAAUAGUCCCGUGGUGUUGAGGAAAAAAUCGUUACAGAAUAAAAGAACCGACGAAGAACCGGAAUUAAUGAAAGUGUUCGCUAGGAGAUCUUUAAAAAUUAAAGACGGCGACAUAGAAACGCUUCAAGAAUCGUUAAACGACACGAAAACCAGAGACAGCGAUAAAGAAAAUCGCUCGGAUUCUCCUAUCGACGAUCGCAGAAAAACCUACACCAAAUUCGAUAGUUCGGAAAAAGAAGAAGUUAAUAAAUCGCCUUCGGGUGAUAGUAGAACGUCCCCGAUCGUUUUGCGGCGUACUUUGAAUAACAAUAUCUUCUUAGGACAAAGGGCUGUGACCGUUAAUCCCGCGAAAACUACCGAAUUGAUACUGAGGAAAACUAAUUUCGGCGAGCACAGAAAAACCGAUCAAUGGAUCUCGAACAUUAAAAACGACGAGGUGGAAAUUAAGGAGAAAAUCGACGAUGACAUCAUGGCGGGCGGGGGGUUUAUUAUGGAAGCGAAAAAUUUUAGUCAGAGGAAAGCCGAAUGGGAGAAGAGGGCUCAGCAGGCGCAGAAAAAAAAUACACCUUAAAUUUAGAUUAAUUCACGUUUUAGGGCGAUACCACCAAGUUUCUUCCAAAUUAAUUUGUAAUUUAUAUACGUGUAAUUUUUUUUAAUAAUUUGUAUUGUAAAUAUAUUUGUUUAUAAAUGUUAUUAAGUCAGUCGGAUCACAGAUGAUUGUACUUUAAUGGUUAGUUGGUGCCAUUGUGAUAGAAAAAAAAAACCAAAACCAGCAUUUAUUAAAUUUAUUCUCGUUUUUGAAUAUGUAGAUAGUUAAGUGCCUUUUUACAAAAUUUUUACCUUGACUCUCAGAAGAUUGUUGAAAUGUCCCACGUCGAGAAGCGCAAACGUUUUAAUGUGUAUUUUUUGAAAAAAUAAUUUUUGAAUAUUAAAUUUUUAAAAAUAUAUUUAAUUAAAUUUUAAAUUUAGAGAAUUGAACUGAAUUUUUAAUGCUGUCUUUCAAAUGAGCUUAGAAUGUGAUUUUACAUUUUUGUUCGUGAUUUUGAUAAUUAGACCAGGGUCGAUAAAUUUUGAAACAAAAUAAAUAAUAAUAGGAAGAAACCCAUUGGAAAAAGAAAAUGGAAGAAAAAAUAAUUUACAUGCAAACUGAGGGAGGAAGUAGAAAGGGAUGGCAGUAAUUACUUAUGUUACGGACACUUUGCUAUUUAACUUUUUUCUAUAGGAGUUGUAGUUUUCAUCCUAUUAUUAUUUUUAAAUACCCUGGUCAAGUUUUCGCUUCUCAAUGUCCAAAAGUUUAAAAAAAUUUAGGAAUUUAUUGAAUUUACCAUCGACCAAAUUAGAGAAUGAGCCUUGUUGUUGGUGCUUGAGGGAGAAUGUUAUAUUUGUAUAUUACACGCUAAAAAGGAAGCUUGUAACUUUGUAAAAAGUUUCUAAUAUGAUAUUUGAUUUAAUAUGUUGUUCUUGUAUAUUACAAAAUAGAUAUUUGAUAUUUAUAAAA